This is a messenger RNA of Lycium barbarum (goji berry), 3996 nucleotides long. RefSeq names its product calcineurin B-like protein 7. The record is from RefSeq and is a predicted model, not a curated record. Gene Ontology annotation, biological process: calcium-mediated signaling. Lineage: Eukaryota; Viridiplantae; Streptophyta; Magnoliopsida; Solanales; Solanaceae. Gene Ontology annotation, molecular function: kinase binding; calcium ion binding. Bases 205 to 852 code for a protein of 215 amino acids. The transcript is spliced from 9 exons.
AGUUUUUUAAUUCUUGAAAAAUUAAACAAUUGUUCUCCAAUCACUUGAGUUUUGUCGUUUGUAUAAUGAUGUUUGUUUUGCUCAGAAAAGGCGAAACAAUUGACCUGAAAAUCAACAAACUGCACUUUGAAUCUUUCUUUCUCAUCCUCCUUCCUGCUUCUCUCGACAGCUUAUACCUAUUAGGAUCGUGCUAUCAUUGUCGUUAUGGGUGCCAAAGCUUCUAAAAAAGAUAAGGCAAGAUCCGUAUUGGGAGAUCCUGUUGCACUUGCGUCUGAAACAGUUUUCACUGUUAGUGAGGUAGAAGCAUUGCUUGAUCUAUACAAGAAAUUGAGCGGCUCCAUCACCAGUGAUGGGCUGAUACAUAAGGAAGAACUCUUAUUGGCACUUUUCAAGAACCACAAGAAGGAAAACCUUUUUGCAGACAGGAUAUUUUCCCUUUUUGAUGCCAAGCAGAAUGGACAUAUUGACUUCGGAGAAUUUGUGCAAACAUUGAGCGUUUUCCACCCAAGGACUCCUGAUUCUGAGAAAAUUGAAUAUGCCUUUAAAUUAUAUGAUCUUAGGCACACUGGCUACAUUGAGCGCGAGGAGGUGAAGGAGAUGGUCUUGGCUCUUCUUGAUGAAUCCGAUCUUCACCUUUCAGAUGAUGUUGUUGAAGCCAUUGUCGACAAGACGUUUAAAGAAACAGAUACAGACGGUGAUGGCAGGAUUAACCAGGAGGAGUGGAGAGAAUUUGCUGCUAGAAAUCCAAUGUUGUUGAGAAAUAUGACUCUUCCUUAUUUAGUGUAUGUUUUCAGAACCUUCUCUUUUUGGCAAUUAAUGAAACUUCUUUUAAUCACCAGUAAGCAAAUAUAAAACUAGGGCAUCCUAAGCAUAACUGCCCUUCUCUGAACUAUCCUAUUACCAACCAAACUACCUAGGAAACCUACAAAUUACAAACGAUGGAAUUUGUUAUCCCUAACUCUAAUACAAACAGAAGUUUUCAACUCAUCUUCUCAGUGCUUUUAGCUCUAUUCUGAAAGACUCGAGUAUUCCUUUUAAUCCACAAUUCAUACACAGCAGCAGCAAAACAGGCUUUGAUUAAUGUUCCUUGAGAGCUCCUCCUUUUGGCUACAGGGUUCAUCCAUUCCCAUUCCAAGUCGCAAGUUUUUAUGGCCCUGUUGCACUUCUUCCAUGGGAGAAUCUGUUGCCAAACCUUCUUGGAGAAAUGCAAUAAAAAAAGAUGAUGAGCAUGUUCCAGUUGAGAGUUGCAGAGAGCACAGCUACCAUUAAUGCUAAUUCCCCAUUUAAUCAGAAUAUUCUAUGUCCGUAAUUUACCCAAUAAAGCCAGCCAUAACAUGAAUACUUGUUUAGGACUUGCAGCAGUGUGACAUAUCAGGUUCCUCCAUGCGACAUUUUCAAUCUCUCCUCGCAAUGUUAAAUAGGCCAUUUUGAUCUGAUAUUUGUCCCUUCCUAUCAGCUCUCCAGUUUCUGCUAAUGUUUCCUCAUAUACAAGACCUUUCUUACCAUCCAAGAAGCCUGCUGUUGUAGAGAUAUUUAUGCUUCUUUAUAUAAUAAGUAUGAACCCAUGUUAUCCAGAGCCCAGGGCAGUUUGCAUAAAGCUGCUUGAUUCCAUAGUUUCAAGCUCAGAAUAUUCUGUCCACCUGCUCCUUUUGACUAACAAAUUUGCCCUUCUUGAUAUGUUAGCUUUACCUGUCCACAAAUAACUUCGACAAACAGCUUCUAUUAACUUGAUGACUUUCUGAGGGAGUAAGAAUAAUUGGGACCAGUAAGUUUGUACUCCAAACAAAACUGCUGUAAUCAGUUGCAGCCGACUUGCAUAAGACAGGCCUCUUGUGGUCUUGCCUGUAAUCUUUGCCACCAGAGGUUUGCAUUGAGAGACUGUCGGCCUUUUUGUUGAUAAGGGGAACCUGAAAGGUAGCUCACUCAUUUCAUACCUGACAAGACUUAAUAUAUUCCUCUUCCUAUCUCCAUCCACUCCACCAAAAUACACUUGAUUUUUGCUUGAUAAGCCUUCAAUCCAAACGCUCUUGAGAAAAUUUCAAAUCUGUCUCUGAGCAAUUGUACUGACCUCAAAUCCCCUCUUGUGAACAUCAACAGGUCAUCAGCACAACAGAGAUGUGAUACCCCUAGCUUUUGACAUCUAGGGUGAAAAUCAAAGUCUCGCUCAUCCUGUAAAUUAGCAAGGCAUCUGUUCAAGUAUUCCAUUAAUAGCACAAAGAUAUAUAGGGACAUGGGAUCUACCCUGCUGAGACCCCUCUUAGCCUUUUUUCAUAAUAGUGGACAGUCCCACGUUUAUUAGAAAAAAAGUAUAGCUCACUGUGCUUAUGCAAGUCAUGAUCCAUCUAACCUUUCCCAUGGAAAGCACAAUUCCUGUAGCAUUUACUCAAUAAAACACCCACUCUAUUGAAUCAUAUGCUGUUUGGAGAUCCACUUUUAUUAUAUGCCUUAGGGAGGCAUGUUUUCGGGUAUAGCCCUUAACCAAUUAAUGUCUAAGGACAAUGUUGUCUGCAAUGGGUAUGAAAGCUGAUUGGUCCUGUCCCACUAUUCCAUCUAUAACUCCCUUAAUUCUGUCUGGUAUCACCUUGGAGAUAAUCUUGUAUAGAGUUGAGCAACAAGAUAUUGGCCUACAGUCCUUCACUGGCUCAAGGUGUGAAGAUUUUAGGAUUAGGGUGAUCAGGGCAUUGUUCAUUGCUUGGAGAUGUCUAAUUUCAGCAACUAAUUUCUGGCUGCUUUAGCUAUAUCCUCUUUCAAAAUGUCCCAUGAUCUCUUGAAGAACAAUGCAUUAAACCCAUCAAUACCAGGUGACUUGUUAAUAUCUAUAGCAAAUACAACUUUCUUAAUUUCCUCCUGAGUAAUCUCUACACAAAUCCCUUUGCUGUUGUAAUGAGAGGCUAGGACCCCUUCUCAUAAUGUUCAAGGCAAUGCUAGGGAUGUGUGCUUCAUGUGAACCCAGUAACAGUUUGAUAGAACUGCAGGAUCUCAUCUUCGAUCUCAUUUCUGCAGAACUCUACCAGAAGCGUCCUUAAGGAUUGUGAUACUAUCAGAACUAGCUCUUGCUCUCAUACAAGAAAAGAAACACUUAUUGUUUUCAGCAAGCACAUUCAGAAAUCUAAAAGGCUUUCUACAGUGCCACACUUCAGAUCAAUGUGUACAGGGUAGUGAUCUGAAGCAUUCUCUUUAAACUGGGCAGUAAUAGUGCCAUACACCAUUAUACCAAUAAAAAAGAAAUAGUGCCAUACUCCAUUAUCCACUGAGCAUUACAUAAAACUCUUAUAUAUUUUGCUCCAUACAUGAGUAUUUGUCCAUGUGUAUGUUCUACCAGUGGCCUUCAUGUCAGUGAGGUGAAAUAAUGUUAAAGUUUGGUGAAUUUCCCAAGUUUCAUGAUCUGUUAUUUGCUGUCCACCCUAUUCUAUCAUUACUGAAGAGUGGGCUGCUAAAGUCUCCACAAACACACCAUGGCUUGGUGAUAUUCUGACCAAUAGUCUGAAGCCCAUGCCACAGCUCCUUUCUCUCCUCAAUUGUAUUCCUACUAUACAUCAAGAUCCUUUUCAUACAAUUUAUGAGUUCAUUGAAAAAGUUGUAUGAUCAGAUGCUUCUCUUCUUUGUGUUACUGGUACCAUUCUUUUUCAUACAACUUACGAGUUCAUGAAAACAUUAGUAGGAUUAGAUUCUUCUCCCACGUCUUUAGUUGCACUUACGCACCCUGUAUAGGAAGUUGCUGUUCUCUAAGUGUCUUCAUUGAAGUACAGGAUCACAUUAAAUUGAUAUUGCUAUGCCAGAUUUGUAUCAAAUAUUAAGAUCAUUUUACGCGCACAUACAAAUAUUCUGCGUGUGAACAUGCAUCUGUUGGAGCUUUUUCAGACCUGUUUGAAGAUGGAUGGUCUUCAGACUUACGCUUUACUUUUCUGAACCAAAGAAAUGCUGAUUUUUAGGAUAGUUUGUGUUGCAUUGCAAGAGUGCAUCUGACACUUGAACUCCUUUAGGUUGUAACUGUUU